Molecule: messenger RNA, 686 nt
Organism: Vicugna pacos (alpaca)
Lineage: Eukaryota; Metazoa; Chordata; Mammalia; Artiodactyla; Camelidae
Source: RefSeq, a predicted model, not a curated record
GCUCCGCGCGGACCGGCGUGCGCUUCUGGGGCGGGGAGCGGGCUCCGGAAGUGUGUAGCUGCCAGGGACCAUGGCGGUGCUUGCUGCUGGGGAUGGCGGCUUGCUCGGCCGGGCGACUAGUUCUGGCCUGGUCAGUCGGCGGCCGACAUCCUGUCUGGGGCGGCGUCCCACAGACGGUAAACGGAAAUUUCAGUUCCAUCCAGAUGUUGGUUCCUUCAGUCAACCUCAGGAAUAAGACACAAGGGUACCUUCUGUGUGACUUCAACCCUCCAGAGGGCUUCAGCCUCCGUAGGAACGUCUGCAUCCACAUUGCCUUACUCCUGAAGACCCUGCUGGAGAUGGAAGAGCCGGUACUGGUGCUAUCCCCUUGGGGCCACCUCUACCACUGGCAGAACCCCAACAUCAACCAGGUCUGGAUUCCCUGGUCCGACUCCUUUGACCUCCCAAGUCUCAACAGAAACAACCCUGACAUUGAGUACGAGCAGUUCAUUGCAGGAACGCUGUGUUCACGACAACCCAAUGAGUUGACACCACUAUGAGUUCCACUUUAAAGAUCAUUGCUCUUCCUCUCUUGGGAGCACCUGGAAAACCCAGAUCCUUUCCUAGCAGUGCCUGCCACCCUGACCUCCCUGCUCAUCUGCCUCAGUCAGGAGCACCUGGACCACCAGCUCUGUAUUGCCUCACCU